Lethenteron reissneri (Far Eastern brook lamprey) is the source of this 4755-nucleotide messenger RNA. RefSeq names its product tyrosine-protein phosphatase non-receptor type 11-like. Gene Ontology annotation, molecular function: non-membrane spanning protein tyrosine phosphatase activity; cell adhesion molecule binding; receptor tyrosine kinase binding. The record is from RefSeq and is a predicted model, not a curated record. Gene Ontology annotation, cellular component: cytoplasm. Gene Ontology annotation, biological process: protein dephosphorylation; positive regulation of ERK1 and ERK2 cascade. NCBI's taxonomy places the organism in Eukaryota, Metazoa, Chordata, Hyperoartia, Petromyzontiformes, Petromyzontidae.
CGCCUCCCCGGGCCCCGACCCGCAGUGCCGGACCACGGGCCCCGGGCCCUGCCCCGUGGCCUCCCCUGGCCCCCUCGCCCUGUCCCCUACCCCUCCCCCCCCUCGGGGCCCCGCGGCCUCCCCUGCCCCGGGCCGCCCUCGGUCUGGGCCCUCAGCGAGUCGAGCAAUGACCUCCCAAAGAUGGUUCCACCCGCACAUCACGGGGCUGCAGGCCGAGCAGCUGCUGAUGACGCGGGGAGUGUGCGGCUCCUUCCUGGUGCGGCCCAGCUCCAGCAACCCGGGCGACUUCACCCUGUCCGUGCGGCAGAGGGACGAGGUGCGGCACAUCAAGAUCCAGAACACGGGCGACUACUACGACCUGUACGGGGGCGAGAAGUUCGCGACGCUCGCCGAGCUCGUGCAGUUCUACACGGAGAACCAGGGCCAGCUGCGGGAGCGCGACGGCGACGUCAUCGAGCUGCGCUACCCCCUCAACUGCUCCGACCUGGCCAACGAGCGCUGCGGGGGUCACGGCGUCAAGAGGUGGUUCCACGGCCACAUCUCGGGCAAGGACGCUGAGCGGCUGCUCGCCGAGAAGGGCAAGGGCGGCAGCUUCCUGGUGCGCGAGAGCCAGAGCAAGCCGGGCGACUUCGUGCUGUCGGUGCGCACGGGCGAGGAGCGCGUGGAGAACAACGAGGUGAAGCCCAAGGUGACGCACAUGAUGAUCCGCUGCCUGGAGGGAAAAUACGACGUCGGGGUGGAGGAGAAGUUUGAGUCGCUCGCCGACCUCGUGGAGCACUUCCGCAAGAACCCCGUGGUGGAGACGUCUGGCACCGUCAUCCACCUCAAGCAGCCGCUGUACGCGACACGCAUCAACGCGGCCAGCAUUGACCACCGCGUGCGCGAGCUCAGCAAGACGCCUGCCGACGCCGACAAGCAGAAGCAGGGCUUCUGGGAGGAGUUCGAGACGCUGCAGCAGCAGGAGUGCAAGCUGUUGUACAGCCGCAAGGAGGGACAGCGGCCAGAGAACAAGGCCAAGAACCGCUACCGCAACAUCCUGCCCUUUGACCACACGCGGGUGAUCCUGCGAGAGGUGGACCUCUCCGUGCCGGGCUCCGACUACAUCAACGCCAACUUCAUUGUGGCGGACAUUUCUGACGGUCGCGGGCCGAGCACCGCCCCGCGCCGUUACAUCGCCACGCAGGGCUGCCUGCAGAGCACAGUGGCCGACCUGUGGAGCAUGGUCCUGCAGGAGGACUCCCGCAUCGUCGUCAUGGUGACCAAGGAGAUGGAGAGAGGCAAGAACAAGUGUGCGCACUACUGGCCAGACAAGGGCGGCGCGCAGGAGUUUGGGGGCCUGUGCGUGCGCUCUGUGGACGAGAUCCAGGCCUAUGACUACGUGGUGCGGGAGCUGGACCUGUAUCGCGCCGACGCGCCAGAGGACGUGCGUCGCGUGUGGCAGUACCAGUACCUGGCGUGGCCGGACCACGGCGUGCCGGGGGAGCCCGGGGGGGUGCUCGGCUUCCUCGAGGAGGUCAACAAGCGGCAGGAGGGGCUGCCCCUCGCCGGGCCCGUCGUCGUGCACUGCAGCACCGGCAUUGGGCGAACAGGAACCGUCAUCGUCAUCGACAUCCUCCUGGGCAUCAUCAGGCAAAAAGGCCUCGACUGCGAGAUCGACAUCCCCAAGACGAUCCAGAUGGUACGGAGCCAGCGCUCGGGCAUGGUGCAGACGGAGGCGCAGUACAAGUUUGUGUACCGCGCCGUGCAACACUACAUCGAAACGCUGCAGAAGCGCAUGCUGGAGGAGCAGUGGAGUAAAAUCAAGGGGCGUGAGUACACGAACAUCAAGUACACGACGGCCGACCCGCUCAGCCCGCUGCCCCACACGCCCGUGCACACCUACACCGAGUGUCAGGAAGGCUUGUUCCGAAGGCCCUCAGACUGUUGACACCACGAUGGAUCCCAGGGUGGAGUCUGGCCCCGACGGCCAAAAGUCGAGUCGGGACAGCGAGCUCCCACCACGUCUCGGGUAGCGGCAGACUUAGUGUUUAAAGGUCAGAGAAACAUGGUCCGUUGACAAUAGAAUCCACGCAGAGGAGAGCGCGUGAAGUUCCCGGCGACUGGACGAGAAGAUAAAGUGGUGAACCACACACACACGCACACACAAACACACCUCACCUGUACACAAACCUAGCGGUGGUGCAAAUCAGCUGCAGCCACUUUCUGUUCGCUGUUGUUUGGGUUUUUGCAUUUCUAUGUGGGUGAGCAAGUAGGGCUGUUGGGUCAAUGAACGAGUGGAUAGAUGGGUGACAAAAUGAUGUUGGGGCACAAGUGUGUAGGCGAGUAGGUAAGUGGGUGUGAGAUGAUGAGCGGGCGAGCGAGGAAAUGCUCCCCAGGCACGUAAAAUUGGCUGCAGCUCGGCACGUAACGAUGCAGUGAUUCGCCAAUUUCAAUAACAUUCAACGCUCAUGACACCGUAAUCCAAUCAUGCUCCGUCGCAAUCAAUGAUGUUCAACUCGUAUAUGUUGUACGUAAGCGGUUCUCGGCAGUUGAAAUCGUGCCUCGUUAAAACGUGAUAAGGACAUCUCGCAACCACUGGGCUCUGGUGAGGGGGAGCCGCAAGUAUUAGAAUUCCUUCGCGGGCGUUUUAAACGGACGUUUGUGUUAUUUUGUAUUUUACGCUCUUUGUGUCGAGAGCCUGCGUCGUGCAGAGCCCCACAUUCGCAUCGUUCAAGCUGUGAUGGUAGAGAGCGUGCACGCAUGAGGAGGCCUUCUCGCACCCGCCACAGCAGAGAAAGCGCAGGAGCCACACACGCUUUAAAGAGAGCCAGCCAUGUCCGGGCAGGAGCCAUACAGUUUAAAGAGAGCCAGCCACCUCAGGAUUGGUGUGACACACACACAUGUACUCGCACGAAUACAAAACAGCUGCCAUUCGCCACUAAGUGGCGGCGACAUCACCACAGCACUUGUGCCAGGCUGAGUGCACUUUGAGGUCACAAGAAGUGGAGAAGGCUCAGCUGCUGGAAGGUCUCAGGACAGACCCCAGGUGCCAUGGGUUGAUUGAGAUGACAGAUGCACCACCUGUGCGCCCCCCAUAGUGCCAACUGCUACAUUUUAGCAGCUCUGCUCGUUGUGAGCGUCGCUCCACUGCCUAGCUUCCCAAUAGCCUUCAAAGCAGAGGCCAUCUUAACACUGCUGGUGUCAGCCAUUGGCAAAUCCAACAAGUGCUACAUCCUCCCGUACGUACCACCAGUCCACCUCGUCAAGCACGUACCAUGCUCAUUUACAUCCGGUCCAAACAAAAGCUACUUUGGCAACGUGAAGUACAUGACCCAGCCAUCUACAUGGUCAAAAUAGAUGUUAAAUAGUAUAUGGGCCAGAGGACAUUUCACACCCGAAGGUGAAUAGCUUGAAAAAUAGCCCAACGCCCAAGCUUAUUGAUAGUAUCAUAGGCAGCAGCACACGAGGAUGUACUCGCAUGAUAUUAUAUACAUAAAACCGAGUUACACACACAGUACAGUACUGUCAUUCACACACACACACACACAGACCCCCCCGUAUAACCUUUUAACAGACUGUUGAAGCAAGCGCUGUUAGCGAACACCUAUGAAGACUGGCACAGCACAAGAGGGGGUGGGUGGCCAGCAUUUGAUGCCGAGUCGACAUAAGGGAUGCCCAGAACCAGUUCAGAUAAUCAUUACAGGUCUUGGCCAUGAGUUGCAAUCAAACUCGGGCCUGCCAGGUUCAUACCGGAGUGCACUAUCCACCGUGCCACUACUCCCCCCACACACACACACACCACACUUGCAGUCAGGGCCAAUGUGUCUUAAGUUCCUUCUCCUUGCGGGCACCUCCGAUUAGCACGGUUGGCUAUGUACGGUGCAAAAGAACUUCAACAUACAUACCAACAAUGUGGCUACCAACCAAUCAACCAACCAACACUGACGACACAUGCUUUGGGGGGGGGAUGGAGUAGCCAGAGGGGAGCCGCCACGCCUGGCCAAGUCUCACCUGUGUUCUACUUGCAGCAGCCCGUGCGCCCGCCAGGUGCUCGCAACCUCCUGGCGACCUUUGGCGGCAGCGUCUCUCUCUCUCUCUCUUGCGUGAAGCUAUGGUACAGAAUUGUCACGCGCGCACACGACACACGAGUAACCGACGUUAGUUUUUCGAAGCGGAUAUUAAAUUGCAAAAAAUAUAUGAACCGCGAAGGAUUUUUUUUUAUCGUCGCGGUUGCGAUGUGGCUCGGGUUGUUGCCGCUCGCGUCGUCGUUUCGAGAGCUCGACGUCCGACGUUUCGCAACCGCGUGCCCGGGGGGAGCUGCUUCAUUCCAAGGUCCCGAAGAAGCUGCUCCUCCUCCUCUCGGUACGUGGAGCUAAACGUCGGACAUCGCCGCGCCGAACGACAACGCAACCGUCAAGUUACCCGAACGCGCAUUGGAAAGCUGUAUUGCAAAAAAAACUAAAACGGUUUAGAAGUGCUGCCCCAAAGGCUGUGAAGUUAUUUGUUGGGCAUCAGUUAAGGGAUUGGGUGGGGGGGGGUGGGACUGGGCAGGGGGGGGUGCGACGCGACGGGAGACGAGAAGGGGGUCUGCGCUACAUCCCGUGCCUAAGCAAAGCGAAAUGCAACUCCCAGACAUGUAUUUUAUAAAUUAAUAAAGUUUUAAAACCGCCGCGCCGUGGCCUCGUUCGUCUCCACGAAUCCCUCCGCCGACCUAGACAUUGUGUUGCGUUGUUUCAUUACUGUACUAAUGGUUCAUAAUAAACUCACUCAAUACCA